[Candida] anglica is the source of this 3270-nucleotide messenger RNA. The record is from the annotation of a GenBank genome assembly. NCBI's taxonomy places the organism in Eukaryota, Fungi, Ascomycota, Pichiomycetes, Serinales, Debaryomycetaceae.
AUGGAAGAUAUUGAAUUACCCAAGAAUAAAAAUAAGACAAAGUCUCGUAAGGGAUGUCUUACAUGCAAGAGAAAGAGACUCAAGUGUGAUGAAACCAAGCCAACAUGUUUAAAUUGCGCAAAAAAGAAAGUUAUUUGUGGAGGUUAUGCUACUAAAUAUAAAUGGAAAUCCUUUAAUGAUGAUCCUACUUCUAGUUCAAUUCAAGAUGAACCAUCACAACAUGCGCCAAAAAUGAAAAGACUGGCUUCGCAAGGGCCAACAUUGAAGGAGCAAAAUAAACCUGGGAGAUCUGAACCUCUUCAACAAUCUUUAAGCUUAGAUGGCGAGUUAGCACGAUUGAACCAGAACAUAAUGGUCGCAUCUCCGCAAAGCGUAACAUCAACUUUUUCCAAAUCAAAUAUAGGAUCAAAAUCACCUCUGUUUAUUAAGCAAGAAAACUCAGACGAUUUGUUGAACAAACAUCUUGAACUUGCAUCUCUUUCGGUGACAGGGAAAUCUGUUCAAGAUAUAAAGAUAGAGAAUGAAAUGAUCUCUAGAGGUCUUAAUCCUAACACAUAUCCUAGAGAUUUCGAUGUAAUUCCUUCAAAGAAGACAAAGAGAAGCUAUAGUUGUGAUCUUGAAGAAUUUCUGAACCUGGAAGUUUCAAUAUCUGGAGAUUCAUCUAGCAGACCCGCUAAAAAACUGCGUUCACACAGUACAAAUAGUGUCGCUAGCAUGUACGAUAUUACUCAGUAUAGGAACUCUGUACGAAAUGUUACAAAUAAUGGCUUGGAUUCAUUGGCAGAAGUUGCAGUGGAUGAGAUUAGAGGUAGGUCUCCUUCUGCACCACCCACAGAAUAUCUCCGGAAACAGUCAUCUCAGGCCAGUCCCGUUUCACACCAAAGCCCCUUUUCUCCAAAUUUCUCAGAUUUUCUCAAUACUCACCAUGCAAUUAGUUCAUCUUCCGAUAUGAACAUGCAAGCACCAGUUUCGACUAACAUGAACCAAUUGCAUACCAUUAGCAAACAGAUUGCAACGAGAGAAAAAGAUCAUUUCAGCGUUGGUCCAGGCGAUUUAAACUUAACUCCUUCUCUUUCUGCAUUGAUCAACUAUGCCUUCACGAAUGAACAACGUGAAAUGAUUGACCCAAAGUUGAAUGCAUUAUUUGACAUACCAUUAAGUCCUUUAAAUUUAAACAGACCUAGUCCAUAUCCACUGUCAUUCGAAGAGGAGAGCAUGCAAGAUCAAUCCACAGUAGGCGAUGGUGAUCAAAAUAAUAAUUCCAAUAAUAAUAACAAUAAUAAUAACAAUACUAAUUACAAUUUCCAUGGGAAGAAGUUACUUCAUGGCAAUAGUAAUUUCAUGAACGAUUUUUCAAGCAGAGGAAAUUCACCAAUAGAUUUUGCUCAAUCGCCAGCUGUGACUAAGUUCGACUCUAACCAAGGAUUCUUGAAAUCAGCAGAACACGAGCAAAUUUUACUUCUUUAUUCACAAUACACUUGUCUGAUCAUGUCGAUCAAGAAUGGACCAGGAGAAAAUCCAUGGAGAAGUGUUGUCAUCCCACUAGCUAGUAAUUAUUCAUGUCUUUUCAAUUCCAUUGCAGCUAUGACUCUUUUCCAUUUAGCGGGCAGCAAUUCCCAAAAUAGUCAGACAUUAAGAUCCAGAGGGUAUUCUUAUAUGAAGAAAUGUAUUCUUGAAUUGGCUAGUGGAUUGACAAAAAUGAGUGAUAAGAAAUAUAUUACUGAGAACGACUCAACUGAGCUCCCAUCUGACAUUGCGUUGACAACAUGUUUGAAUUUGGCUGUUAGUGAAUGUUGGGAUAGACACACAUCUAGUGGAAUUGCACAUUUAAAAGGAGCUAAAAGUAUGAUUCAUAGAGUCUUAAACCUUUUGAGAAAUCAACAACUCAACAUGUGGAAUAAUAAUAGUUCCAAACCGGUGGAACUUGCAGCAGUAGAAGGAGCCAAUGGGAAAGGAUCUGCUCUUGAGAGGACUGAACUUCAAAAGAAAUUGGUCACAGUUGAUGAAGGUGAAUGGGAAAGAAUCAUACAGGAAAAGAAAGAAGAUAUGCAAAAUGGUACUGAAUCUAGCAAAAGUAGUAACAAUACCCUCAAUGGUGAAACUACCAUAUCUAUUCCUAGAAACUUGCAAUUUCUUUUCAAUGCAUGGAUUUACUUUGAAGUUUUGGCGCAAAUGACAACUGAUUUUAAUCAAGAUGAAAAAGGUAUAGAUUUGGUUGCCACUAUUACCACCAUUUGUGAAGACAACAAGAAGAAGAAAUCCGAAAAGAAGCGUAAGUUAAGUAGUAAUUCAAGCGAAACUCAAUCUGUCAAGUCUCCGAACAGUGUUAAGCUGGAUUCCAGCGAGCUGUCGUAUUGUGGGUCAAUCAAUAACAGUGACCAUACAUCCGAAAAGAAACUGAAACAAGGUUUCAACAUUUUUGAUCAUUUCGAGACGUUUGCAUUCAACAAUGAAAAUGUUGAUCCAUUAUUGGGAUGUGCACAAUCAUUAUUUCUGAUAAUGGGGAGAACUGCCACCCUUAUUUCCAAAAUUAGACGUGAAGAAGUUGAAAAAAAGGGUUAUAAGAAAAAAAGAACCGGGCAUAGAAAUAGUCUUUCAACCAUUACUCUUGCUACUCUGUUAAAGCAACAACUUAUGGAUUGGAAACCAACGAUUUCUACCAAUAUGAUCAACCAAAAAAAUUUGGCAGAUAACAACGAGGAAAAAUCAACAUCAACAUGGGAUAUGUCUUCAUGUAUUGCCACAGCUGAAGCCUACAGAUACUCCACGUUAUUGUAUUUACAUCAGGCAGUUCCUGAAAUUCCCACAUUGUCAUCCCAUCAAUAUGCAGAAAAAGUGUUCAUUUUACUUGCAUCAAUUCCAUUGACAUCAAAUAUUCAUGUAGUUCAUAUUUUUCCUUUACUUGUAGCUUCCUGUGAAGCUGAAGUUGGAGAAGAACGUGAGUGGUGUAUUUCUCGCUGGUCGAUUUUAUCUGAAAAGAUGUGGAUUGGGAACAUUGAUAGGGCGUUGGAGGUAGUCAAGGAAGUUUGGAGAAGAAAAGACGAAGAAACAAAUCGCCGGAAAAGACAAGAAGUUGAAGAGACUUCGUUUAACAUUGCACGUGGAGAGACUAAUGUUGAAAAAUUAACAACUAUCAAUGUCCAACUUAGCGGACUUAUGGCAGCUAUUAACCAGGAUGGAGGAAUGGAAGAUGCCCAAGGAGGGAUUUCGAGUAGAAUGCAUUGGAGUUCAGUUAUGAAAGAAUGGGGAUGGGAAGUUCUUUUAGCAUGA